UUUUUCGGCUCACCAUAGGACAUCGUAAACAAAUAAAGUGAGACGGAUCUCAAACUUAGAUGAGAAGUUCAUCACAACUGGAAUAGAGUUAUGAACGGUUUGUGUGAACCCGAGGAAGGCUUCAACGUUGGAAAUGGUCGAUUUCUCACGAACAUCGCGGUGGGCACGGUGGGCGCGACCUAGCUUCGGAGGGUCGUUGGUCGGUUUGUGGAGCUUCGCGGUUUCAAAGGGUUCAAAAGAAAGAAGCUUUAUUUAUUAGUAAACAGCGACACAGACACACACACUCUCUCUCACUCUCUCUCUCUCUCUCCAUGAAGAAGAAGAAGAAGAGAGCCGCCCCUGAGGUCCUCCGGAGGGCGUAUGGUAGCCGCGUGCGCACGUUAGCAGAUACAAUCUUAUCUCUGUUGCCACUGCCUUUGGCAGAAGAAUGCCGGUGCAAAGGCCGGUGCUGCCUCAUCUGCAGUGGACGGCCUUUCCUUGUGAGGGACGGGGACACCUCUGACUAUCGCCGGAUUCUGACGCAAGGUUUCGCCGUCUUAUCUGACGACACGCCUCUAAUUGCCGCAUUCUCUCCUGAUCAGCGGUGGCCACAGCAUAGUCAACAUCAUUUCAGUCCCAUUGCUGAUGUUCUUACUACAUCAGCUUGGUGUCUUCUUUUAACAAGGAUUGGGGAUUGUCUCAUGGCUCACCUCCUGAAGUAUGCAUCUAUAUUUUUGCCCCUUCCUAGAAAGAACCACCUUCAGGUCACUGGUCCUCCUAUCAAUGAAUCUCCUCGACGUCAACGUUCCAAGGUUCCGGAGCAUAAAACAUUUGGGUUUCAAUCAGGGGUCAAAAGUUUUCAACCUUCAUCUGUAGCAAACCAUGCUGAAUAUGGACAACGAAAGAAGAGGCGAGCUGAAAUGGAAAUUGAUGAUAAGUUUAUGUGUGAUGCUACUGUAUCUAUGCAGCAGCCCAGUACAUCACUAUGCACUGAUAAAUUGACAGGUUCUGUUAUCACUGAUGUUGGAGGUAAGCCCAAAAAGCGUGUCAGGCGAUUUCGCUGGCAGCGAUGUAGAAAGCGCAGGAUGAUGGAUUUCCGAGAAGUAAAUGUUCUGAAUGAUUACUUCACUUCUAAUAAUGUUAAAGACAACUCAAGUGGAAAACUAGAACAAAGCUCUAAUGCUGACUUAAGUUAUUCUGGGAAACGCAAGUGGUCAUGCGAUGUAGUGACACAGAAACAUGCCUUGGAAGGACAACAACUUUGCACUACUGAAUCCAAUGCUUUGAAAAAUGAUGAAGCGAUUGUCAGUGUAAGUCUGCACCGAUCACAUCCCAGAGAGAUGUAUCUGGAAGAAGUAAUCUUCCAAUCUUCAGGAAUUGUUAUCGACUCUGAUUUGAUUCACGUUAGUCCAGAAAUAUUAGAAGUGAAACAAGGUGCUUUUAAAAAGUCUCUGUCUUCAGGAAUUGUUAUCGAUUCCAAUUGGAUUAGUACAGAAAUCAACUUGAGACGAGAUGCUUUUAACAAAUCGCUAUAUUUGGAAGGGACUUCAGCGAAUCUGUCGAAGGGAUCAUCCUGCGAUGUCACACAUUCUGGUUCAAGAAUUGAUUUCCCCCAAAAGGUGCUUCCCUCCCAGGAGUUUGAGAAGCAAUGUCCUUGUCUGGUACCCUCUAAGAAGUGCUUUUACUGUUUGAUGCUGCAAGCGCCACGAAACGUUGAAAGGGGAGCUCAAGUGAAGAGACAGUGCAUGUUCUAUACUUCUAGUCUGUCUCGUUCUAUUUUUCCAAGAAAUCAUAUACUAAACAAAUUGAAGCCCAAUGAUUUUGGUGCAACUACUCUUAUGAGGUGUAUCUUUGGCUUACCUGAUGAACAUAAAGGUGCUGAUUCUGUGCCUUGUUGUCAUGACAACAACGCUUGUCCCAUCAAAUCUGAAUGCCUAUACCAUUCACUUAUUGACUCCCUUAAAAACCUCAUACGGAAAGCUCGACAUUGCCAGUACUUGAAAUUGUUGGGUAGACAUUGCUCAAUUCCAACUUUACAUUCGUGUACCAAUGUAGAAGAUGGAUCCACCUCACAGGAACGUGAAAUGCAUAUGAAAUUAUCAUUGUUUCGGGUGCUGACACGAAAGAAAACAAAUACUGGGUUGAAGUCAGUGAGUAAACUUUGUUUGAGAAAAUCUUAUGGCCAUGUUAAUAUACAGCAGGAGGGAUCUCCUUUGGAAACUUCCAGACUCUAUCAUAAUCAGUUGAAGCUAAGCAGAUCUUAUUGUAAACACAAACAGGUAGUUUCAUUUAUAUGGGCUGCUUGCAGGAGUAUAAUUCCUCUUGAUUUACUCGGGUGCAGUUCUAAUUGGAGAGCUUUAAGAAGAAAUAUUUCAAAGUUUGUCCAAUUGAGGAGAUAUGAAAAAAUCUCUCUCAACCAAUGUAUGCAUAGAUUGAAAACAUCAUUUUUUCCGUUGCUGUCGAAAGUAAGAGUAUCUUCUUCCUGCAUGUUUAAUCUUUCAAUGAAAGAUGAGCUUGGAAAGCGUGCAAAUAUGUUUGAAGGAAACAAGAAAUCAGGUGAUGCCAAAGCUUUUCUGAGAAAUAAGCUUUUUGAAAGUUGGAUUUUUUGGUUGUUUUCAAGUCUAGUGAUUCCCAUCAUACAAUCCAACUUCUAUGUCACGGAAAGUGAAGCUGGAAAACAAGAUAUAUUUUAUUAUCGGAAGCCAAUUUGGAAGAAACUAAUGAAGAUGUCUAUUAGUUGUUUGAGGAAACGAAAUUAUCGCUCAGUGGAUCUUGUUUCUUUCAGAAAUAUCAUAAGGAAAAGAUCGUUUGGUUUCUCAAAAGUUAGAUUUCUUCCGAAAGAAAAUGGAGUAAGGCCUCUAGCGAAUCUUAAAGCACCAUCUAAAAUAUUGCUCCCUGUCCAAGGGGUUUCUUCAAAAUGUUGUUCUCUUCGGGUGGAUAGGAAAGCAGGAGUCAGACUCCAACCGGAGAUUCCCUUGAAUGAAUGUAAGCUUAUUCAUUUCAAGUCCGUGAAUUCAGUUCUUCGUGAGUUAUUUGUGGUUCUAAAUGGAAUAAAGGCAGAGCAUCCAUGGGAAUUAGGGUCAUCAGUGUUCGAUUAUAAUGACAUAUACAAAAAGCUGUGCCCAUUUAUUAUUGGUUUGAGGAAUCAAUCCAUGACUAUGCCGAGGGUGUUUAUUGUCAUUUGUGAUGUAUCCAAGGCGUUUGAUUCAAUUGACCAGGAUAAACUGCUCAGCGUGAUGAAAUGCCUCAUACACAACAAUGAAUAUCAUGUAAAAAAAUAUGCACAAGUUUCCUGCACGAAGAAGUCAUUGAGGGUCCAUUAUGAGCAAGUAUGUGUUGAAAGAAGCAGUGUCACUGAUAUAAAAAAAUUUGCGCCUUCUGUUCCAUUCCAUUCAUCAAACUGUGUUCUUGUUGAUCAGGUCCAAUGUAAACAGGUUAGGCGGGGAACACUUCAUCACCUUCUUCGUGAACAUGUGAAGCACAAUCUGCUGCAGCUAGGUCAGAAUUUAUACUUGCAAGAAGUUGGUAUACCUCAAGGAAGCGUGUUGUCCGCUCUUCUUUGUUCAUUUUACUAUGGCCAUCUUGAAAGAAAUGUGAUUUUUCCCUUGCUUGAAAAUUCUCAUGAGCUCCUUACUGUCGGAUGUGGAAACUGUGGAGAACAAGAUGUCACUAGAUGCCUGCACAUCCAUGAAGAUCAUGUUACAAGAAAAAGUGAUGAUUGUUAUGAAAAUCAAAGCUCGGCUGGACCUACGCAUAUGCUACUUAGAUUAAUAGAUGACUUUCUUUUCAUAUCGACCUCAAAGAAGCAGGCCACAAGCUUCCUGUCCAUGUUGCAAAGGGGCUUUGGAGAUUACAACUGCUGGAUGAAUGAUGGAAAAUUUCACAUGAAUUUUGAUCCUGAAUACCAAUCAGAGAUUCUGCCAAAUACAAUGUAUACUGGUGAAGACGGUGUAUCAUUGCUUCCCUGGAGUGGUUUGCUUGUCAACUGCCGCACCCUAGAAAUUCAAGCGGAUUACACAAGGUAUUGGACUACACAUAUGAGCUCCACACUUACGGUUAACAGCCAAUCUAACCCAAGCUCCUGUUUGAAGGCAAAGUUGUGUGAUUAUAUGAGACCUAAGUGCCACCCUAUAUUUUAUGACUCCAACAUUAACUCUCCAGCCAUCGUCAGAUUGAAUGCUUAUCAAGCCUUUCUGCUAUGUGCAAUGAAGUUCCACUGUUACAUCUUCACCAUGUCGAAGACUGGUCUCAGUCCAAAUUUCUAUCUGGAGAUUAUUCAAAGAUCUUUUAGCUACAUGUACAAACUUAUCAAGAAACGUGUGCAUGGCAUGAAUUUUAGUUCUAACCAUCGCCCGAUUCUGCGAUUGAGGAAAGAAGAAGUUCAAUGGCUUGGGCUAUCUGCAUACAUUCGAGUGCUGAGGAAGAAACAGUCACGGUACGUGGAGUUGCUGGCACUUUUGAGGUCCAAGGUUGGGACAUACAGGAGGAUGGAGAGUAACUCCUCAGACUUGAAAUAUGCAGUUGAUGAUUCACAUUCCUCCCUAUUUUGGAAAAUCAAGUACUAGGUUGGGGAUUGAAAGGCAGUUGAUUUGUCGGAAUCUGUGUAGGAAUUUCCUCGGUAACUAGCAUUUUCCUUCUUGUAUUGAGUUUUGGACUUUGGAGUGGCCCUUAUCAGCAACCGAACACACAUUGAUGAAAAGGUGAAAUUGGAAAGCCUUUUUACUAAAGUAAAAGGUGGUGGGAUGAGUACAGAAUAUUUAAAUUUGAAAAUAACAUUUUGGGCC
Messenger RNA from Magnolia sinica, 4763 nucleotides. RefSeq names its product telomerase reverse transcriptase. Gene Ontology annotation, biological process: telomere maintenance via telomerase. NCBI's taxonomy places the organism in Eukaryota, Viridiplantae, Streptophyta, Magnoliopsida, Magnoliales, Magnoliaceae. The transcript is spliced from 12 exons. Gene Ontology annotation, molecular function: telomerase RNA binding; telomeric repeat DNA binding. The record is from RefSeq and is a predicted model, not a curated record. Gene Ontology annotation, cellular component: telomerase catalytic core complex. The coding region runs from base 312 to 4544 and encodes 1410 amino acids.